AGUGAAUGUGUCAAAUUUUUAGAGAUUGAAAUUCUAUGUUUGUUUUGAACUAAAAACAAAAAGGGUGAAAGAUGGAGGACAAGAAUGAACAGUCUUUACGUUGUUCAUCUCUCUUAUGCUGUGUUGAUGCUUGAAUUCAACUGAUCUACAGCCCGCUUCUUCCUAACCCUAAUGUCAUUCAUUCCCCAAAAAUCAACGGAUCUAAUCCUCCAAUUUCUCCCAAUUUCUUCGAUUUCCAAACAUAUUACCGCUUCACGCUAGUUAAUUACCCCAACAUUUGCUUUCAAUAAAAGUUCCAGUGUGAUACAAUUCUGCCAGACGCUGAAGCAUGACUGAUUGAGAAUCGGGUUAGACAAGGGAGAAAUGGUGCGACUUUUGCAAAAUAUUUGUUUCGAAUGAUACUUCCACAAUCCAUAAUCAGGAGCUCGGCCCACUUAAACAUGAAACCCAACUCUGUUUUCAUUUAAUCUUUGUUUUCAAAUUUCUCUUUUCAGAUUCUCUACCAAACACACCUUCUACUUUUUUGAACUUGAAAGGAUUUGGAUCAACUAAGCCACUCAAUUUCUUGCAGAUGUAACGUGGAAAGUGCUCUGCUUCUCCUUCCCCAAACCCUAGCCUUCAUCCACCUCCAUUUGCACUAUGCUCCGUCAUAAUCCCCGUUAUUAUCGCUCAAUAUCCACUCUCUUCUCUCCCGGCGAUGCUCUUCUCGCCGACAAAGCAAUUGUCUAUCUCCGACGGCAUCCAGAGCAGCUCACCCUUCUUUCCUCUCAUUUCACUCCUCAAGCUUCCUUCAAUUUACUCCUCAAGUCCCAAUUCGAUCAACAUUUAUUCCUCAAAUUCCUCAAUUGGGCACGCUCCCAACAAUUCUUCUCCUUCCAAUGCAAAUGUCUCGCGCUCCACAUCCUCACUCGCUUUAAACUCUACAAGGCUGCUCAAUCUCUAGCUGAGGAAGUAGUGGUCAAUACGGUUGAUGAGACUGGCCAGGAUCUCUUUCAAUGCCUUAAGAACUCGUAUCACCAGUGCAAGUCGAGCUCUGCAGUGUUUGAUCUUGUAGUUAAGUCUUGUGCUCGUGUUAACUUGAUUAAUAAGGCUUUGAACAUUGUUAAUUUAGCUAAAUCUCAUGGAUUUAUGCCCGGUGUGCUUUCUUAUAAUGCUGUUUUAGAUGCGGUAAUUAGGACAAAACAGUCGGUUAAGAUGGCGGAGGGGGUCUUUAAGGAGAUGAUAGAAUCUGGGGUUUCCCCUAAUGUGUAUACGUAUAAUAUUUUGAUUCGUGGUUUUUGUACCGCUGGGAAUUUGGAGAUGGGUUUGUCUUUUUUUGGUGAAAUGGAGAGAAAUGGUUGUCUUCCAAACGUCGUUACUUAUAACACAAUUAUUGAUGCUUAUUGUAAGUUGAGGAAGAUUGACGAGGCAUUCAAGUUAUUCAGAUCAAUGGCACUCAAAGGCUUGGAUCCAAAUUUGAUUUCAUACAAUGUGGUGAUAAAUGGGUUAUGUCGAGAAGGACAAAUGAAGGAGACGAGUGAGAUUCUUGAGGAAAUGAGUCAAAGGAGAUAUGUUCCUGAUCAGGUGACAUUUAAUACACUUAUAAAUGGAUAUUGUAAUGUAGGUAAUUUUCAUCAAGCACUUGUGUUACACGCAGAGAUGGUGAAGAACGGUUUGUCGCCAAAUGUUGUUACUUACACAACUUUGAUUAAUAGUAUGUGUAAGGCUGGCAAUUUGAACAGAGCCAUGGAAAUUUUGGACCAGAUGCGAGGUAGAGGACUGCAUCCAAAUGGGAGGACAUAUACUACAUUGAUUGACGGAUUUUCUCAGCAGGGACUUCUAAAACAAGCAUACCAGGUUAUGAAAGAAAUGGUUGAGAAUGGAUUCACCCCUACUAUUAUUACCUAUAAUGCUCUCAUUAAUGGGCACUGCAUCUUAGGGAGGAUGGAGGACGCCAGUGGGCUCCUUCAAGAAAUGGUGGAGAGAGGUUUCAUGCCUGACGUUGUGAGCUAUAGUACCAUAAUUUCAGGUUUUUGUCGAAAUCAAGAACUGGAGAAAGCUUUUCAACUGAAAGUAGAGAUGGUGGCUAAGGGUAUUUCUCCUGAUGUAGUAACUUAUUCGUCCUUAAUUCAAGGUCUUUGUAAACAGAGAAGACUUGGUGAAGUUUGUGAUCUCUUUCAAGAAAUGUUAAGUUUAGGUUUGCCUCCCGAUGAAGUUACUUACACAUCCUUGAUCAAUGCUUACUGUAUAGAAGGGGGUUUAGACAAGGCGCUUAGGUUGCAUGAUGAGAUGAUACAAAAGGGGUUUUCACCUGAUAUAGUUACCUAUAAUGUGCUUAUUAAUGGGUUAAAUAAGCAAGCUCGUACCAAGGAAGCAAAGAGGCUUCUGCUGAAGUUAUUAUAUGAAGAGUCUGUGCCAAAUGAAAUCACAUAUAAUACUCUGAUAGAGAACUGUAACAAUUUAGAUUUCAAGAGUGCAUUGGCUCUUAUGAAGGGAUUCUGUAUGAAGGGUUUAAUGAAUGAAGCAGACAGAGUUUUCGAGUCAAUGCUUCGGAAAGGUUACAAACUCAAUGAGGAACUUUAUAAUGUCAUCAUACACGGUCACAGUAAAGUUGGAAAUAUUGAAAAAGCAUACAAUUUGUACAAGGAAAUGUUACAUUCUGGAUUUGUUCCCCACUCUGAGACUAUCAUGGCUCUGGCCAAAUCACUAUAUUCUGAAGGAAAAGAUGUAGAGUUGAAUCAACUUCUUGAUUACACACUGAAAAGCUGUAGGAUAACUGAAGGUGCACUUGCAAAGGUACUCGUUGGAAUCAACAGUAAAGAAGGUAACAUGGAUGCAGUUUUCAAUGUGCUUAAAGAUAUGGCUCUCAGUGGCUUACUACCAUACAGUUCUGCUUACUUGAGGACUUGAAGAAUAAAACGAAGACUUGUUAGUAAUGGCGAUAACUGAGAAAACUCACCAAACGCCUUAAGAAGACAGAAUGGAAGUACAAUGUUGCCAAAAGGCUUGCAAGCAUGAGAAAAGAGAAUGCUGGGAAGGACAAAGAACAAAAGGCUUUGAGCAGUGAGUGAAUAAACUCUCUAUUCUUCCUAUCUUUGUUGAUGUCCAAAGUAGUAUGCGUCUGUUCACUUUCAAAUCUUGAUGGCUUGGUUCACAAUUCAGAAGUAUUAAACAAGUGGCAGCUGGCCAAUGGCCUUCAUCGGAUAAUUAUAUGUCGAUAGAACCACACACCGGCACCGCCAUCAAGCAAUGGAGUAUCGAGUUGAGUGGAAGUAUUUGUACCAUUUGAUUGUUAUUUGUGUAUUAACGAAGUAUUUGUAAAAUUUUUCUAUUUAUUCAUUCUCUUUUUGUGUUGUAAAUAAAUAGAACGACAAUAUCCUUCAAUCCCUUUAUAGCCGUAGCCCUUGAUAGAGAAAGAUCAUUUGAUCGUAUGCUUUGUUAUUCGAGUAGUUUUUGGUUGAUAUAUCGACUGAAAAUGUAGCUCUUGAUUGAUCUUAAUAGAUUGAUAUCAUUUAAUUA
Cucumis melo (muskmelon) is the source of this 3498-nucleotide messenger RNA. RefSeq names its product pentatricopeptide repeat-containing protein At5g39710. The record is from RefSeq and is a predicted model, not a curated record. NCBI's taxonomy places the organism in Eukaryota, Viridiplantae, Streptophyta, Magnoliopsida, Cucurbitales, Cucurbitaceae. The coding region runs from base 640 to 2889 and encodes 749 amino acids. Gene Ontology annotation, molecular function: protein binding. The transcript is spliced from 3 exons.